UGCGCGAGACCAAUAUUCGAUAGUAAGUAAAAAAAAAUUAUUUUUCGUUAAAAAUGUGUCAGUAUUGAAUAUUAAUAUUAUUAAAUAAAAUUUAGUGCAACUAGAAAACAAAGUCGUGACGAGUGGACCUUCACCACAAGAAUUUACGAUAAAAAUAAAGAGUUGGGCACAUAGUGAUGCAGAACUAAAUCAAUUUUUUAUAAGCAAGAAGCAGCAUGACCAACAAUUGCCGAACGGUAAUAAUGGCGCUGGACGUAAUAAUCGGUCACAAGGUUUCUACCGCACAUGUUACUGUAGGUAGAUCAUUCUUUACCCAGAAGGAAGCAAGUCCUAUUACUGGAAGAGCUGAGGAUAUUAUCAAUCCGCCCGUCCCAAACAUUGACUUAAGUGCAAUCGCUUUCUAUCAAGGUGGUCCACAUAUACAAAUUGUAACAAAAUAUUGGGACUCGGAUCUCCUGACGAACUACGUAGGGGCCUUUCUGAAAGGGACCAUCAAAUGGUUGAGAAAACAAUCAAAAACUUCAAAAUAAAAG
Rhizophagus irregularis DAOM 181602=DAOM 197198 is the source of this 533-nucleotide messenger RNA. The record is from RefSeq and is a predicted model, not a curated record. NCBI's taxonomy places the organism in Eukaryota, Fungi, Glomeromycota, Glomeromycetes, Glomerales, Glomeraceae.